CUCCGUGACAACUGCACGCUCCGGGGUCCUAACGCGACAGGGCAAGUUUCAAACCAUCGGCGGGAGAAAAUAUUAAAGCGUCUUUCAUAGUUACUAUUUUAUUGUUAUGCUCGAGUCGUUUUAAUGAAAUGUAGAAUGUGUAUUGUCAAUUAUAUCUAUUCAACCCGGGAAUAUCAUAAUAACAUCUGUGAGCGUUAUUUUACCAUCCCUUCCUGUGUUGUGUUUUGAUUUUCUACAACUUCAGUCCAACUGCAUCUGUCACGAACACUCAUUACAUGGUGACUAUUUUUGUUGAUGGAUAUUCAGCGCAUUUUCUUCGAAAUUUUGCAGUGUUUCAUCAGAAUGCAGACUUCUAAAUUUGUAGUCAAGUGUGGGAAUUUUGCCGUGCUAGUGGAUCUUCACAUACUGCCCUUAGGCGGUCAAGACAGUGCCAGCUGGUUCACUCCAGAGCACAGGAAGGAAGUUGUCUCUCUGAUUAGAGAUGCAUUGGAGCUGAGGGUGAGGCAAUUUCAAGAGGCCAGAUACCAGAAGAUCCAGCCCAAACUGAGGAAGGAUCUCACCCUGACCGCCCCGCUCUGCCUUGAAGGUGGGAAUGUAUGCUUGACGGUGCACUUCAUGAAACGACACUUCAACCUGAGAUGCAUUAUCAGGCAGCAAUACAGAGAGUUGCGUGUGUUUCCUCAGCGUGCUGUAGUGUGUGCCAGUCCUCCAGAGAAUUCUGCUAUUCCCAGUGGAAAUCUGAACCUGGAUGUGCAGUGUGAACCAAACCAUUCAAAGUAUUUUUCUGGCUCUGGCGAGAUGAUAGAUCCAUUACCCAGCUCCACAUCAACAAAAAGAGCCAUUCUUCAGAAGAUUGCCAGGCAGCCUAAAAUCCAACCCCAACAACGCCAAGAUGGUCAAGUGGACAAAGCUGAAAAGGGGUCUGCUGAAGCAUGUCAUCCUGUCCCCAUAUCGUCUAGAAGCUUUCUCACGAGUGAGUCAUUGGAGGAAGGGAAAGCAGUAUUGUCAUCUAAAUUAAGUAACAGUAAAGAGACCACCGAACCAAAUCUUGAUGCUACCGGUCUGAAGAGACGACCGCGGACCCAAAGUAGCUCAGGAGAAGACACUUUCCACCAAAAGACAAAAAGACCUCGUCUUGGAGAGCCUGCAGCAUCAAGCGAUUCCAAAAAUCCCUCUUCCGACGUUGCUGCUGCAGACUCUGUUUGCAGUCUCCAGCCUGAGAUUUCACAGACUUACCAAAGCGGGCUGGCCGCAAGUUUGAGAGGCCUAUCCGUCAAGCCUUUAUCCUCUGGCUCCUCUAUUAGUUCAAGAUCUGUUGCCAGAGAGGGAAAGAAGGGGGGUGAGCACAGAACAUCCCGAUUACGCCGGCUCAAGAAGUACUAAAGGGGCGUAGCGGCAUGGAACGAGAGCGGAUGUCUGACGCCACCACGAUGGAUGUUACAGUACACACUUCUACUGUAAUACUGUCUGUCAGCGGCAGUUGCACAAGCGUUCACCACACGCAGUAUCUGCACAUACAGUACUUCCCUUCUCCCUUUAAAGUAAAAAACACAAAACUGCUCAAAUGCUUGAAUUAGAUUACCAAGAAGCUUUCACAUUUUUGAAUCGACUCCACUAGCAACAACUUAAAAGGAACUCAAGCAGACAGUAACUUCACUCUAAACAAAAACACAAAUGCAGUUCGCGUUUUCAGUGUAAGAUUUGUAUUUCAGACUAGCGGGAGCCGUUGAGCACACUGUGGCUUCAAGCCCAAAUCUCUGGCUCCAUCCGUCUGAAAUCUCCACUCUUCCAGCUUCAGCUGAGCACAUGAUUGAUUUCGCUGUGUUCUCACAUACACCGCGCUCCUUAAGCGAUCAGGGUUUUUCACCGUUGGAGCCGACUGCCGUCUCCCUGCGGUUAUUAUUUGUAAAUGUGUUAUUGCUUUUCGUAACAGCUAUAUGUCUGGUGCAGGAUGACUGACAAUGUCAUGAAACGCUGAAGUGGCGCUCGCGUCCGAUAUUUGGCUAAUCACGGGUGCAGUCGACAUUGAUUUAGUGCGUGAUGGCAGGAUGAUUAUAUGUAUGGACAUAAAUUCGUUGAGUCACAUGCUUUAUUUUCCAGCUGUGCUUACAAAUCCCUCAAUGUUUAUGCAUUUUGUAUAAUAGAGAUGUGUCAACUUUAUCAGAAUAUACAACAUUGUGCAGUUAUAAUGCCAUAACAUGGCAGUCGGAAUACUUCUGGUUUAGAGUAACAACAUGACUGUAUAUUCUGAUGCCAUGUCAUGAAUUUAAAUCAUUAAAGAUAGCAAACCAUU
This is a messenger RNA of Carassius gibelio (silver crucian carp), 2293 nucleotides long. It is a transcript of the gene slx4ip, whose product is annotated as SLX4 interacting protein. The transcript has 8 exons. NCBI's taxonomy places the organism in Eukaryota, Metazoa, Chordata, Actinopteri, Cypriniformes, Cyprinidae. The record is from RefSeq and is a predicted model, not a curated record. The coding region runs from base 295 to 1383 and encodes 362 amino acids.